Messenger RNA from Malus domestica (apple), 1146 nucleotides. Its product is annotated as pyrroline-5-carboxylate reductase. The record is from RefSeq and is a predicted model, not a curated record. Gene Ontology annotation, molecular function: pyrroline-5-carboxylate reductase activity. Gene Ontology annotation, biological process: L-proline biosynthetic process. Lineage: Eukaryota; Viridiplantae; Streptophyta; Magnoliopsida; Rosales; Rosaceae.
CUUUCCAAAUCAAAUCUCCCUCCCGCUUCGAGAAAACGUAACAAACUGAACCAGUCCCCGGCAGCGUAGUGAGAAAAAUACGACGUCGCAUUGCAGCCAUGGAGGCGCUACCCAUCCCGACGGACACGUACAAACUAGGGUUUAUCGGAGCAGGUAAAAUGGCUGAGAGCAUCGCCAGAGGAAUCGUUCGAUCGGGGGUUCUCCCUCCCAAUCGCAUCUCCACCUUCCACCGUGACCCCAGUCGUCGCCAAGCCUUCGAGUCCUUCGGAGUCCAUCUCCUCUCUGAAAACGACGACGUGGUCGAAGAGAGUGACGUCGUCAUUUUCUCUGUCAAACCUCAAGUUGUUAAAGAUGUAGUUUCGCAGUUGAGGCCGCUUCUUUCCAGAAAGAAGCUGCUUGUUUCAAUUGCUGCUGGAGUCAAAUUGAAAGAUCUGCAGGAAUGGGCCGGUCACAACCGAUUUAUUAGGGUAAUGCCAAAUACUCCUUCAGCUGUCGGUGCAGCAGCCUCAGUUUUGAGCUUGGGAGGAGGUGCAACAGAACAAGAUGGGGACCUCAUAGCUAAAGUAUUUGGAUCAAUAGGCAAGACAUGGAAAGCUGAUGAAAAAUACUUUGACGCAGUUACUGGCCUGAGUGGCAGUGGUCCUGCAUAUAUAUAUUUGGCAAUAGAGGCUUUGGCAGAUGGAGGAGUUGCUGCAGGUUUACCUCGAGAACUUGCGUUGGGUCUAGCAUCUCAAACUGUAUUAGGAGCAGCAUCUAUGGCUUGUCAUACUGGGAAGCAUCCAGGUCAGCUAAAAGAUGAUGUAGCAUCACCUGGUGGAACUACCAUUGCCGGCGUUCAUGAGUUGGAGAAGGGUGGAUUUCGUGGAAUAUUGAUGAAUGCAGUCCUUGCUGCUGCCAGCCGCAGCCGAGAAUUUUCUCGGAGCUAGACACAGAUAGUGACUUUCUUAUUUCAACGCAUAUUCGUGUCAUUGCAAUGAAAUCCAAUUUUUGUUCUCCUCCGUAGCUCAGGGGAUAAACAAAUCGUUUCCGCAGAAUAUUAUUACAGAUUAUAGUACUGUCCCUCGCUGCAUUCUGCUGAAUUGAACGUUGCUUGAAAUACUGCUUCAAGCUUGGAAUACAGGUAAAAUAAGAUAAGUAGUAACAAAA